Messenger RNA from Danio rerio (zebrafish), 1382 nucleotides. The record is from RefSeq and is a predicted model, not a curated record. Lineage: Eukaryota; Metazoa; Chordata; Actinopteri; Cypriniformes; Danionidae.
UUCUGGCCCUGCUGCGAGCUGUUCAAGUCAGUUCCGUUCAUUACUGUAAGUGACUGCUGGAGUUCGCAUCUAUGUGUAAAACGUUGUGUUAGACUCACACAUACAAAAAAAAAUGUAAGCAUGUUAAUGACCUUAAAGUAAUAUCGCUCUCAGUUCUCGGACGUUUUAAAAUGCUAGGCCUAUGCCUAUAUAUUUUUGUUCCUUUUUUCUUUUUGUGUUGUCUAGUUGAUGUGUUUAGUGUUGAAGUCUCAGUAAAGGAGGGAGAUUCUGUCACUCUACACAUUGAUCUUCAAAUAGAGAAAAAAGAAGGGUGUUCGUGGAAGUUCAACAAUAUUCAGAUUGCUAAAGUCACUGGAGACAUUCCUACUGAAUAUGGGCAGUUCACAAACAGACUGAAGCUGGAUCAUCAGACUGGAUCUCUGACCAUCAUGAACACCAGGAGCCCAGACUCUGGAGUAUAUACGUUUAGAACUUUCAUUAAGGAUGAGGAGACAACAAAGACAUUCAGUGUUACUGUUUAUGCUCCACUUCCAGUUCCGGUCAUUACCAGUGACAUUUCAAAAUGUUCUUCAUCAUCAGAAAAUUCAUCAAGCCUAAAAUGUUCACUGCUGUGUUCGGUGUUGAAUGUGAAUCGUGUGACUCUCUCCUGGUACAAAGGAAACAGUGUAUUGUCCAGCAUCAGUGUGUCUGAUCAAAGCAGUCCUUCUCUUCCUCUGGAGGUGGAAUAUCAGGAUAAAAACACUUACAGCUGUGUGAUCAACAACACUAUCAGUAACCAGACCAAACACCUCUGCAUUUCUGCUCUUUGUCGUAUAUGUUCAGAUGAAGUCCCCCUUUAUAAUGAUUGUGGAAGCACUGAAGUUUUGCUCAGAUUGGUCGUCACUGCUCUGAUGGGCCUGGCUGCUGUGGCCGCUUUCAUUGUACUGGUUUAUGACAUCAAAUCCAGAAGAGCCGAAUAAGACAGACUUCAGUCCCUCAACGAUGGAUCAGAAAUUCUAAAACAGGAAUAAACUAUUCCUGUUAACUAAUUUUGUUUAUUUCUCUUAAAAUGUUAGGAACAAACAAUUAAGAUAAAGGUACAUUUAAUACAUGUCAGAAUGCAUUUUGCAGUAAUAUUGUUUGUUUGUCAAAAGUGUAGUUUUAAGAAUAAUUUUAGACAAAAUAAAUUUAUUUAAACUGGAAAAAUGUGGUUCAAUCCAUUAGAAUACCAGUUUUCUAUCUUGGCUUUUUAAUUUGCUUAAUGCCUUUGUUGUGCUUAAACAUGACAUACAUAAUCUGACUAAGAGCAAAGUAUUGUAAAUAAAAGUUUUAAUAAGCUUAAACCUUGUACUAGAGUGCCUGUAUAUUUGAAUUUGAAAUAAAUUGUAUGCUUGUCCAUUUUU